AUGGCAUCGCCCAAAUGGUUAUUAUUCUCCUACAAGAACUUGUUCAAGAUAACCUUUCCAUGCGUAACUCCUCCCAGGCCCAAAUCAUUACCGGCAUCGGCACCUCUCAUUGGGCCUCCACGCCCACCAAAAUACGAUAACGGGCUGAAAGACGUUUUCGAUCACUUGGACGUUGACAAAGAUGGGAAGAUCUCGAGCAGCGAACUAAUGGAUUACUUUGCGUCGGUUGGCGAGUCCCUGAGUCAUAAAGUGGCAGAGAGAGUGAUAAACGAGUUUGACUCGGACGGUGACGAGUUACUCGAUUUCGGGGACUUUGAGAAACUGAUGAAGCAAGAGGAGAGUGAGGAGUUGGAGGAUGUUCUACGAAGCGCGUUCGAGAUGUUCGAGGUUGAGAAAGGGUGCGGGUGCAUAACGCCCACGGGGUUGCAACAAAUGUUGCGGCAGCUGGGAGAUGUGAAAUCGCAUGAUGAGUGUGCCGCCAUGAUUCGACCCUUCGAUCUUGACGGUAAUGGCUUCCUUGAUUUUCACGAAUUUCAGCAGAUGAUGUCCCCUGCUUGA
Molecule: messenger RNA, 558 nt
Organism: Sphenostylis stenocarpa
Lineage: Eukaryota; Viridiplantae; Streptophyta; Magnoliopsida; Fabales; Fabaceae
Source: the annotation of a GenBank genome assembly